Molecule: messenger RNA, 2957 nt
Organism: Trichosurus vulpecula (common brushtail)
Lineage: Eukaryota; Metazoa; Chordata; Mammalia; Diprotodontia; Phalangeridae
Product: plasma membrane calcium-transporting ATPase 1-like
Exons: 1
Biological process (GO): calcium ion transmembrane transport; regulation of cytosolic calcium ion concentration
Cellular component (GO): intracellular membrane-bounded organelle; membrane
Molecular function (GO): ATP binding; ATP hydrolysis activity; PDZ domain binding
Source: RefSeq, a predicted model, not a curated record
CUUCGUCCUAGCCAUGGUGAAGCAAAGGUAUUCAGACCAAGAGACCGGGAUGAUAUUGUUAAAACUGUGAUUGAACCAAUGGCAUCCGAAGGACUAAGAACUAUAUGUCUUGCAUUCAGAGAUUUCCCAGCAGGAGAACCCGAACCAGAGUGGGAUAAUGAGAACGAUAUUGUCACAGGCCUAACAUGCAUUGCUGUUGUAGGGAUAGAAGAUCCUGUGAGACCUGAGGUACCAGAUGCAAUAAGAAAAUGCCAGCGGGCUGGAAUUACUGUGCGGAUGGUCACUGGUGAUAAUAUUAAUACUGCUCGUGCUAUUGCUUCUAAAUGUGGUAUUUUGCAUCCUGGGGAAGAUUUCCUGUGCCUGGAAGGUAAAGAUUUCAACAGAAGAAUAAGGAAUGAAAAAGGAGAGAUUGAACAAGAACGCAUAGACAAGAUUUGGCCAAAGCUUCGAGUACUUGCUAGAUCAUCUCCCACUGACAAGCACACACUGGUUAAAGGUAUAAUUGACAGCACUGUCUCAGAACAGCGACAAGUUGUAGCUGUGACUGGUGAUGGUACUAAUGAUGGCCCUGCACUAAAGAAAGCAGAUGUUGGAUUUGCUAUGGGAAUUGCCGGAACCGAUGUAGCGAAAGAAGCAUCAGAUAUCAUUCUCACCGAUGACAACUUCACGAGCAUUGUCAAAGCAGUCAUGUGGGGACGAAACGUAUAUGACAGCAUCUCCAAGUUCCUUCAGUUCCAGCUCACAGUCAAUGUUGUGGCAGUGAUUGUUGCCUUCACGGGAGCCUGUAUCACUCAGGACUCGCCACUUAAGGCUGUGCAAAUGCUGUGGGUAAAUCUCAUCAUGGACACACUGGCAUCCCUUGCUCUGGCAACUGAGCCACCUACUGAAUCUCUCUUGCUUCGGAAACCUUAUGGUAGAAAUAAGCCUCUCAUCUCUCGCACAAUGAUGAAGAAUAUCUUGGGUCACGCAUUCUAUCAACUUGUGGUAGUCUUUACACUCUUGUUUGCUGGGGAAAAAUUUUUCGAUAUUGACAGUGGAAGAAAUGCCCCUUUGCAUGCUCCACCUUCAGAACAUUAUACUAUCGUGUUUAACACCUUUGUGCUCAUGCAACUUUUCAAUGAGAUAAAUGCCAGAAAAAUUCAUGGUGAAAGAAAUGUGUUUGAAGGGAUCUUCAAUAAUGCCAUCUUCUGUACAAUUGUUCUGGGCACUUUUGUGAUACAGAUAAUAAUUGUGCAGUUUGGUGGAAAACCUUUCAGCUGUUCAGAACUUUCAAUAGAACAGUGGCUGUGGUCAAUAUUCCUAGGAAUGGGAACAUUACUCUGGGGCCAGCUCAUUUCAACAAUUCCAACUAGCCGUUUAAAAUUCCUUAAAGAAGCUGGUCAUGGAACACAGAAAGAAGAAAUACCUGAGGAAGAAUUAGCUGAAGAUGUUGAAGAGAUUGAUCAUGCUGAGCGAGAGUUACGUCAGGGACAGAUCUUGUGGUUUAGGGGUCUGAACCGAAUACAAACUCAGAUUCGAGUGGUGAAUGCAUUUCGUAGUUCUUUGUAUGAAGGGCUAGAAAAACCGGAGUCACGAAGUUCAAUUCACAACUUUAUGACGCAUCCUGAGUUUAGGAUAGAGGACUCUGAGCCUCACAUUCCCCUUAUUGAUGACACUGAUGCUGAAGAUGAUGCCCCCACAAAGCGUAACUCGAGUCCUCCACCCUCUCCCAACAAAAAUAAUAAUGCCGUGGACAGCGGAAUUCAUCUUAUAAUAGAAAUGAACAAGUCUGCUACCUCUUCAUCCCCAGGAAGCCCACUACAUAGCUUGGAAACAUCACUCUGAUCGUAAGCUGAAUGUUAACACACUAGCUGCAUUGUAAAGAAACCAAUUGAAACUGGGUCUUUUCACACAUUGUGAUGGACAAGAUAGUAUUCUUGUCUUGGACUUCAACAGAAGACAUACUUGUACGAAUGUAGAUUUAUUUUUUUAAAACAAAAAAAGCUUUCCGCCAGACUUUGAGGGUGCUUUUUGGGGGGUGGGGAGUAAUGAACUCUGACUGAUAAACAGUAACUCGGCAUAAGUGACCUGUGGAUCAUCGAUGAUACUUAAGAAUGGUCCUGAACGGUGUGUUUAGCAAAGCUUUAGUUUCUCUUGAUCCUUGAAGGGGGUGAGGGAGGAGGAAAGCUGAGAAAGACAAUGGAGCCCUGGAUCAUUGAAUUGAUACUUUAAUUUCUGCUGUUGGCUGUUAAUAAUUUGGAUUAUUUAUGUUUAUAAAUGAUACAGAUCUGUUUACAAGGUUUGUAGAUACUUUUAUUGUUCCUGUUCAUAGAUGGGAAGCUUCCUUAUAACUGAUGCAGAGAAAAAUUAGUCCUUCAAAUACUGCUGUAUUUUCAGGAAAAAGGGUGUUUCUAUUGAAACUGUACUAAAUUUUUGCCUACAAUUUACCUUGUUAAAUAUUGUAGAUAAAUUGCUAAUACUGAUAGCCAAAUAGAUAACACUAAUGCUUUGUGAAAACAUGAGCAGCGGUGUCCUAAUGAAGUUAUGGCCUCUGUCCUAAUUAGUUUCUUAAAUACAUUUACUACUUAAUGGUUUUGAAAACAACUGUUUAAUUUUUAAAAAUUUUGAAAAACUUGCUAAAUAACUUUUUGUUCAGAAUUUAGUAGAUUGUUUAAUGCGGGACAUCAAUUACGUAAUGAAAGUUGCUUGAAAUGCUUUUGUUAUUUCAGGCAAGUUGAAUUAAAUCAAAAUACAACAAAACCUUAGUCCUUUUUGUUUUUGUCUAAACCUGUUAGUUUAGUGAUGUCUUGGUGAAUUGUGAGUGAACUGUGUUGAUUUUUCUAAUAAAUCUUAAGAAACCUUCAUACGGCAUGAGGGCUGUUGGCAUUUUGAAAAAAAAGGUUAGUAGUAACAUACAUGUUUUCCUUUUGUUUUUGAAACCUGUUUGUAAACAUAAAUAAACACGCCCUUUUAUUAAA